Messenger RNA from Patiria miniata (bat star), 614 nucleotides. RefSeq lists its product as uncharacterized. The record is from RefSeq and is a predicted model, not a curated record. The transcript is spliced from 2 exons. Lineage: Eukaryota; Metazoa; Echinodermata; Asteroidea; Valvatida; Asterinidae. The coding region runs from base 66 to 410 and encodes 114 amino acids.
ACAGUAAAAAAUCUGGGACAGGAGUUGAUGAUGUGUAUCAGUCAAGGUGGAGCCAUUUCAAGGAAAUGUCGUUUCUAAAAGAAUCGAUGAAAGCUGGCCCAAGCAAAGACUCGCUUGAACCACAGACUCGUCAAGCCACAGCCCGGUCUGAGGACUUGACAGAGACUAGCUCCAUAGCUCAAUCACCUCCAAGAAAAAGGAAGUCUGGCCCAUCUGUAAGUGCAAGGCAAACAAUAAUGGAAGAAGAAUUGAGAGUCCUCACCACCCCUGAUCCCAAGCCAGCAGAUGGGGAAGAAUAUUUCGCCCAACCUAUCGCUGCCUCAUUGAGAAAACCAUCUCCAAUCGCCAGGGAACAUGCUAAAUGUGGCAUACAGCAGGUGUUGUUAAAGUACUGUGCAAAGGAAGAUUAGGUUUGGUAUUAUUACAUCUCAUGCACAUUUAUUUUAAAUAAAUAAGUGAUGAACUAAUUGUUCAUCAAGUUUGUAUAGUUUGUAAACGUGCAAAGGACAUGCCCCAUCCAAUUUUGAAACAACUAUAUGUACACUUGAAAGGUCAAAGAUUUAGGUAAAAAAUAACUGAAAUAGCAGAACAUAAUAGGGAUCUUCAGCAUUACA